Solenopsis invicta (red fire ant) is the source of this 3153-nucleotide messenger RNA. It is a transcript of the gene Uck, whose product is annotated as uridine-cytidine kinase. The record is from RefSeq and is a predicted model, not a curated record. The coding region runs from base 492 to 1154 and encodes 220 amino acids. Gene Ontology annotation, molecular function: kinase activity; ATP binding. NCBI's taxonomy places the organism in Eukaryota, Metazoa, Arthropoda, Insecta, Hymenoptera, Formicidae. Gene Ontology annotation, cellular component: cytoplasm; cytosol. The transcript is spliced from 5 exons.
AUUUACAACGUGCAAUAAAAACAGCUGACCAGUUGUCAAAAGAGGCAGGAAUCACUUUUAGAGAUUCGCAGAGGUUUUUUGCCAAUUGGUUUUUUAUUUUAUCAUUUUACAUCAUUUGGCAUUCUGUAAUAGAAUAGGAUAGAAGUUACUUAUUUACAUGCCAAGAAGAAACUUGAUUUACAAAAUGUAAAACUUGGACUUAACUACAUACAUCUAUUCACUUUUUAAACUUAUUAGCUAAUUAACAAUAACUCUCUUUACCGUUUAUGUAGGCUUCUCUUAUUUUUAAGCAUAACUAACACAUUCUAUUAGUGAUUAGAUUUAUAGUUAUUACUUUACUAUCAUGUUACUAAAAUGUAUUAUAUAAAAUUUUUAUGCCACUUUGUUCCUAUCCUUAUCCUGCUUGAGUAGUAUGGAACAUGUUGUAGCAUGAAAAAUGAAGAAGAAAAAGAACCUCCCAAAUAGCACAGUCUACAGUAUGCAAGCGUAUAAUGGAAAAACUAGGUCAAGUUGACAUGGAUCACCAGCAGCGUCGGGUAGUCUGCAUACCACAGGAUAGCUUCUAUCGUGACUUAACACCCGCUGAAAAAGUGAAAGCUGAGAAGGGACAGUACAAUUUUGAUCAUCCUGAUGCCUUUGAUGAUGAUUUGAUCUUGCAAACGCUGCAAGAUAUACUUGCUGGUGUCAAAUGUGAAAUACCAGCUUAUGAUUAUAGGACAAAUAGUUUAAUGAAAGAUCAAGUUACCACAAUUUAUCCCGCGGAUGUAGUACUGUUUGAAGGAAUACUGGUAUUUUAUUUUCCCAAAAUUCGAGAUUUGUUUCACAUGAAAUUGUUUGUGGACACUGAUUCUGAUACCAGACUUGCAAGAAGAGUGCCAAGAGAUAUAAAGGAACGUGGAAGAGAUUUGGAUUAUGUUUUGAAUCAAUACAUGAACUUUGUAAAACCAGCUUUUGAGGAGUUUUGUUUACCAACAAAAAAGUUUGCCGAUGUCAUAAUACCAAGGGGAGCAGAUAAUACAGUGGCAAUAGAUCUAAUAGUGCACCACAUCUGGGAUAUUAUGCGUUUGAAAAACGCCGAAAACUCAGCCGGGCAGCAUCCAUUCCUCUACCAGCGUAGGCGUACUUCGGCCUCAUCCGACACGCUCAGCAGAUGACUUAAGCAUGAUAAGCUCACUCUGUCAAGCACUGCAUUUUUUCUACAUCACGCUCUUAUGUAUGACUAAAUUCUAUGCGACGUUUUUUCCAAUCCUUUUUCUAAUAAUUACAAAGAAGUAAUGUCCGUUUUUGAAUGUAAGAUUACUUACAUUUAUAUCAUCAACAUGGAUUGGCAAUAAUUUAAGGAACAAAUAGUUAAAAUAUGUGACAUAAAUAGUUGAUUGAAAGAAUAGAAGAAAAAACGAAUGAAUACGAUAAAUACUUUUGCUAUAAUAUUUAUCAAGUUAGAUUGGAAUAACUUCUGCCAAGGUCAAUCUAAUAAUUGCGAGAAGUAUUAAAUUUUGAUACAAAACUUGAUAUUUGUAUUUACUAACAUUUAGGAUUUUUAUUUCUGCUGUGAUACUUUAUAAACACUACAUUGUGAUCAAUUAAACACAUUUAUUAUUUCUUUAUUUUUUAAAAAUUCAAAUCUUAUGUAGAAACGGACAUUGUUUAUUUGUCGACUAUAUAUUAUGAUGACUUUGACGGAUUAUAUCUUACACUUAUAUGGCGAAGAGAACGAUGCUUUUGAUACAUAUUUUAUCCUGAAUGAAUACAUUAGUACAUGAAUUAAAUUACAAUUUUAAGUUGUUGAGAAAUUGCAUGAAAUUGUGUAAAUCCACUAAAAAAAUAGAUGAGUUAAAAGGGGCUGAUAGCAGUGCAGUUAACACAAUCGAAUUCUUGAUUGUUCAACUUUGAAUUUAAUUUAAAUAUUUUUUAAAUUAUCUUUUUAAAUUUCUAUAUGUAUAUUUGAAUAUACAUCGCUUUAUAUCUCUCAUGUCUAUUUGCUAAAGAAUCAAUAUUUCUAGAUUUUUUACAUGAGAAAUGUAAUAAUAAAGUACUUAAACGAUGUCGAAUCAUUUAGACUGAAAGAAACAACUUCGUUUUAAAAGUUGUUUAUUACCUUAACUCAUAAUUCUUCAAUUAAGGUUAUUUGUGCCUCAAUUUAAGCAAAGAGAAAUAAAAUAAGAAUAUAAAAAUUUUAGGAAUAUUUUCUAAUUUUGAGAAAUUAGGAAUUCAAUUUCAUUAAAUAAAUUUCUAUCAUAAAUUAUUUUAUCUUGAUCAUUUUUGCAAGUUUUAACUUUUAACAUCAUAUCAAAUAACUAUCACUCAAUUUUCUGGACAAAUAUUUCACAAGUAUUACGUAAAGAAACUUGUAAUAUGUAUGUGUGCGAUAUCUGUGAUAUGUGUGUAAAUUUGUAUGUUUGUGUAUAAAUGUAUUUUAAAUACCGCAUACAUUUUAGACUUCUCUAUAAGACAUUAUUCGAUUUCUAAUAACACAUGUUUUGCAUUUCGCAUAAUAACUUAGAAUGUAAUUACAUACAAGUAUCCACUAGCAUAAUUGUCUAAGAUGCAUUUAUCUAAUUUAGACUUACCACGAAAUAUUUGUCUAUUGCUCUUUAUAAUAAUGAUUUUUGUUUUUUAAUAUGUACAAGCACAUACAAAUUAUUGAUUCCUUUCUGUAUAGCACAAAUCUCGAAAUUAACUUAAAUAUUAUAUAAUUCUAUAUUAUAAUUUAGAUCUCCUUAUUUUUAAAUAAUGAACUUUGAAGCAAAAUCUUGAUUAAAACAUUUUAAUUUAACUUUUUAUUUUAUUAAAAAUUUAAUUUUUUAUUAUAUCUUAAGUUUUUUAGUAAGUUUUAUUGAAAAGUCUUAAUUUUGAGACUAACAAUUCUUCCUAAUCUGCACCAACGAAUAUCUGUAGUCGAGAAAAAAAAAGGAAGAGAGCACCUAGUUCUGGGACACUAUUACUGUUAAAAAAGAACAAAAAAAUUUCUUAUAUUUCCAAAACAGUAUGUGAACACAAGUGUCUUAUGCAUAAUAAAACCCUACGUACCUAAUGCGAUCAUCAGUUGUUAUUUGAAAUAGUAACAAUUAGUUCCAAAUAUCAAUAAUUUGAUAUUGUGUUCCAAGAUGUAUAACAAUAUAUAAUCGCAAAUAAAGCAAUUUACACAUCUUA